UAUUUGACCCCCUCUCAUUAAAAAAAAAAAAAAAAAAAAGAGCCAGAAAGACAUGUCCCUGCCGCAGCCGAACCAAGAACCCCAACCACCGUUUUGCCGCCGAAUUGUCCGGAUAACCGUGACGGACGCCGACGCCACUGACUCUUCCAGCGACGACGAAACGACUUCACCGAAGAAAAACCAAAAGCAACCAAAGAAGAAGCUCAUUAAUGAAAUCACAAUCGGAAUGUCGAAGAAGGAGAACGACGUAGUCGCGGGGUCGAGUCAAGGUAAGGGGAAGAGGUAUAGAGGAGUGAGACAAAGGCCGUGGGGGAGAUGGGCAGCGGAAAUUAGAGAUGGGCGAAGGAUGAGGCUCUGGUUGGGGACUUUCGAUACGGCGGAAGAAGCCGCUGUUGCUUAUGAUCAAGCGGCUCUUAAGCUGCGUGGACCCAACGCGCCUACUAACUUCAAGUUGGCUGAUUGCAAUGUUGUUCAAUGUAAAUAAUUAGCCCCUUUUAUUUUUCCUUUCGGUGUUUUUAAUGUUUUAUGCAUUAGGGAUUUAGUUUGUCUGUUUUUUUAUUUUAGUUUUCUUUUUUUUUUUUUAAUUCUGACUUAUAAUGUAAAGUUACUUAUUGGAGCAUUUGUCCUUUAUUCACUUAUUUUCUAACAUAAAUUAUUUCAUUAAAAAAACUGAA
This is a messenger RNA of Durio zibethinus, 674 nucleotides long. Its product is annotated as ethylene-responsive transcription factor ERF070-like. Gene Ontology annotation, molecular function: DNA-binding transcription factor activity; DNA binding. Lineage: Eukaryota; Viridiplantae; Streptophyta; Magnoliopsida; Malvales; Malvaceae. The record is from RefSeq and is a predicted model, not a curated record. Gene Ontology annotation, biological process: regulation of DNA-templated transcription.